This is a messenger RNA of Periconia digitata, 1530 nucleotides long. The record is from the annotation of a GenBank genome assembly. Lineage: Eukaryota; Fungi; Ascomycota; Dothideomycetes; Pleosporales; Periconiaceae.
UAUAAAAAGUACGCGUCGCAGCAGUGUAUAAAGUGUGCGAUUGUGUUUUGCAUGAGAAGUCUGUCCAUACUCAACCCAGCACUACACCACCAAAUAAUGGUACUUCAGUCUCUGCCGACGGAACUAUUACACCAUGUUGCCUAUUAUACUUCACCUGAGGAUAUCAUUGCUCUGACUGAAACAUGUGUGGCGCUUCGGGACGUCUACGAUGACCACACUGUCUGGAAACAAUCAUUUUUGCAACAUAUGCCCGACCUAUUUCGAUCUGAAAUGGGAAGCAAGGAAGCCUGGGUCGAAAGGAUGGCGCGGCAAAUAAUUGAUACAAAGGGAGCGACAGGGUUUGCGCAGGCAGACCAAAUAAGACGGAAGUGGAAAUGCCUGUGGAUUACAGUACAGGAAUUACAACACGCCCGUGUCGAUUGGCGUCGCCUGGUUGGCGCCAUAUUUUCAAACGCUCGUUCGGUUAAGCCGGAGGAGCUUCCCAAUGAACACCGUGAAACGUCGGUCGGAAAAUUACUUGGUCGAUCUUUGAGUGUCCUACCCUUAUCGAUGGCGUGGGGCUUCUCCACCUCUUGCGAUAUAGAAAUCUUGUCCGCCCUUGCCAACUUGUGCACGGGAUUCUACUCUCUCGGCAUAUCAACACUAAGCCUCGAUCUGAAUAUCAUUAUACAAUCGCGUAUGGCCGAGAUUUCAUUUUGCAUGGCAGCUUCUGCUAUCCAUACGGGGCUGCGGAUUCAACGCGAUCCGACCUACCACUACGGCGAUGAUAGCUUAAGGCUGUUCAAAAACGGUCUGGAUUUUGUGGAUUCUACCUUGCUGGAAUUUGUGAAAGAAAAUCCAGACAUCUAUAGAAGCGACUCUCCGAAGUUUUUUCCGCGCCAUCUGGCUUUAGCAAUAUGCGCCUCCUCAGCAACUGCGUGCUGGUACUCGCAACUGCAAGAUACUGCUCAACUUCCUUGUUUACCUCGAAGAAGCCAUGAGCCGUCCUUGGGAACGGUAGGUUCUAGCACAGAAGAAUAUUUGACUGCGCAGUACCUGCCCCUUCCUGAGUGGCACCCGCUCCUAACUCCCUAUCGCUCGAUCUUCUCCACGUCCGGCUGGCUCCUUUGGUACAAACCUCGCAUACAAUCUAUUAUCGAUGCGAUCGAAGAUGGUCUAUGGGAGGGAUGUUAUACGAUGCCAUCUUGUAGGCCAGGUUUUGUUCGUUUCUAUCAAAGGAUCGAACGAAUCCAAUUUCACAUAUCACAUCAAAGAAAUCAUCAAAUUCUCUUUGAAGCUGAAAACUGUGUCGACGACAGUGGUGCUUUCAGCUUGAAUGGGCGUCUUCAUACAGAAAGGGAGACUUUAUCAGCAGCGAAAAGAGAUCCCAGCGGCACAACAAUUAUGUUUUGGACUGGAGCCGUCACUCCGAUGGGUAUCACUGGCUAUCUUUACGAUGAUAUACGUCAUGCCCCUCCUCGUCCUAAACGCAAUUUACGUGGAACAUUCUGGCUUUGGAAAAAGGAUUGGAAAGCCACUGGCGAUAACUGA